Molecule: messenger RNA, 3185 nt
Organism: Acaromyces ingoldii
Lineage: Eukaryota; Fungi; Basidiomycota; Exobasidiomycetes; Exobasidiales; Cryptobasidiaceae
Product: glycoside hydrolase
Exons: 4
Coding region: 293-3061 (922 amino acids)
Biological process (GO): glucan catabolic process
Molecular function (GO): beta-glucosidase activity
Source: RefSeq, a predicted model, not a curated record
GCAAGCAACAACAAGCUAACGCUAGGUCGGAAAGCGCACGAGCCCGCACCCACCGCUGCUUCCUGCGUCUCUCCUGACCUGUUUCGCUAGCGAUGGGUGGCUCGGUACCUCAUCUCCUUCAUCUUCCUCCUUAGCUCUUCCUUCUUGCGCUGGGUGCUAAAUAAGGAUUGCCCCUGCCUGUUUUGGCCCCGGAUCUCCUCAUUCCCCGUCUCCCUCUCCUCAAUUUUCCUUUACUGGGGUCGAUUCGACUCGAGAUCUUGGAAUCAGCAGCUUUGGCUUCCACCUUUGCAAGAUGAAGCUGUCCUCCAUCCUAGCUACGAUCAUCUUGGCUAUUCUGUCCGGCGAGGCGGUCACGGAUGCCAAGAUCGUAGUGCGCCGCGACCCGAACCAGAGACGUGGUGACCAGCUGGCCCUCAAGCACCCAUCUGCUUCGCAGCACUACUCCUCGAAAGGCGCCGCAGACACAUCGUCAAGGUACAGUCACAGCCACGGCAUCCUCGAUCAGGGCUUCAUUCCCCCGCUCGAUUGGAUUCGCGGAGAUCACGAUGGCGCGAACGAGACAUGCUCCAAAGUCGGACGCGAGGGCUACCACCACUUUAGCCAGCAUGUCCUCCCUGCCGCUCUGAAGACCGAUUCAGGUGCGGACCGUCUGGAGAAACAGGCGGUAUACUCACCCAAGGAGUAUGAGGCCGAGGAAGAGACAAAGAGCGAUGCAGUAUCUGUGGACAAGACGAAAGGAGCAAAGCCUGCCGAAGUCAAUUCUCAAGCAACGAACGACAGCGUCUACUACUCCCCGCCCUUCUACCCGACGCCACAAACAACGGGCGCAGGAACGGGCCUAAACAGCGGAUGGAAGUCUGCCACCGACAAGGCAAGAGCGCUCCUCAAGCAGUUCACGCUCGAAGAAAAAGUUGCCCUCGUCACUGGCGCCGGAUGGGAGCUGGGCGACAAGCCUCGCUGCGUCGGUACCAUUUCGCCGAACAAGCGUGUCGGCUUCCCCGGCCUUUGCCUGGAAGACUCGCCCUUGGGUGUGAGGUUCGCCGAUGGAGUUACAGUAUGGCCGGCUGGAGUAACGACUGCAGCGACUUUCUCGAGCAAGCUCGCGUACGAGAGGGGCAAGGCAAUGGGGGAAGAGUUCCGUGCAAAGGGUGUCAACAUCGCCCUUGGCCCCGGCAUGAAUAUGGCACGAACGCCCGCUGGAGGCCGCAAUUGGGAGAUGGCCAGCGCUGACCCCUACCUUACGGGCGAGUCUGCCUUUCACACGACCAAGGGCAUGCAAGAUGCUGGUGUGCAGGCGUGCGCAAAGCACUACAUUGCAAACGAGCAGGAAAUCAACCGAAACACCUACUCAUCCAACAUCGACGGCCGUACCGAACGUGAAAUCUACCUGCAUCCUUUCAUGCGCUCUAUCCAGGCGGGUGUCUCGUCGGUGAUGUGCUCAUACAAUUUGAACAACAACUCCUGGUCAUGCCAGAACAGCGAGUUGCUCAACAACAGACUCAAGACAGAGCUUGGCUUCAACGGGUUCGUCAUGAGCGACUGGGGUGCACAGCACUCUGGCGUAGCUUCGGCCAACGCAGGACUGGACAUGACGAUGCCUGGCCAGGUCGAGUGCUGCUCAAAGGACAACAAAGGCUCGUUCUGGGGUCAGAACCUGACAAUGGCUGUCCAGAACAAGUCCGUCGAGGCAUCGAGACUUGACGAUAUGGGUACAAGGAUCCUGGCCGCAUGGUAUCUUUUGGGACAGGACAGCAAGGACUAUCCUCGACCCAACUUUGAUGCUUUCGACCCCACCUACGGCGAGCACAAACAGGUAACAUCCCACAAGCAUGCAAGCGUUGCGAGGGAGGUUGCCGCGGCUGGUACCGUCGUCCUCAAGAACACCCACGGCGCACUUCCACUCCAGGGCGAGAAGCUCAAGAAGCUGGCCGUUGUAGGCAGCGAUGCCGGUCCCCUGAGGCAAGGCGCCAACUUCUACAGCGACCGCGGCGGUCCGAUGAUUGGUACACUUGAUGGCACCAUUGGGAUCGGUUGGGGCUCAGGAACGGCUGAUUACUCUUACUUUAUCACGCCAUACGAGGCCUUGCAAGCUCGAGCAAGAAAAGACAACACGGGCUUCUACUGGACGUUUGACAACUUCAACCUCGACCAGGCCAAAAAGAUUUCCGAUGACCAAAUUGGCGUUGGGGCAGCCCUCGUCUUUGUGUACGCCGACAGUGGAGAGAACUACAUCGUCGUUGAUGCCAAUGCGGGCGACCGGAACAAUCUCACCCUUUGGGGCAACGGUGUGGAGCUGAUCAAGAGCGUGGCAAGCGUGCAGAAGAACACGAUCGUCGUUAUCAACGCGCCGGGCCAGGUGGACUUGGAGGAGUUCAUCGACAACCCAAAUGUCACGGCCGUCGUCCAUGCCCACUUCCCAGGAGCGGAAGCAGGUAAUGCAAUCACCGACAUCCUUUACGGUGAUGUGAACCCCUCGGGCAGGCUGCCAUACACGAUUGCAAAGAAGAGGUCCGACUAUUCUGCCGACGUCCAGUAUUUCACUGAGCCUGACACCGCUACAUCUCAGAUCGAUUACAUCGAGAAGCUCAACAUCGACUACCGUCAUUUUGACUCUGCUGGCAUUGAGCCACGUUACGCAUUCGGCCAUGGCUUGUCCUACACCAAGUUCCACUAUGCUGGCGCCUCUGGCAAAUGGCUCGCGGGUGGCGGCAGCGACUGGAACGAUCGCAAGUGGUCUUUGCCCUUGCCCGACUGGCUCUUCGAAGACGUAUACGAGCUGACCUUCAACGUCAAGAACGUGGGUCAAGUCGAUGGCUUUGAGGUGCCUCAAGUCUACCUCGGCUUCUCGUCCUCGGCGGGCGAGCCUCCAAAGGUUCUUCGCAAGUUUGACCGCUUUGCGGUCAAGACAGGCGCGACACAGAAGAUCAAGUUCCGCUUCAACCGGUACGAUUUGUCCGUGUGGAACAGCGAGAAGCAGCGUUGGUGGAAGCCCGAGGGCGACGUCAAGGUCUACAUUGGUGCAAGCUCUCGAGACAUUCGCCUGACUUUGGAUAAGAUGUAGAGAGACGCUUUCGUCUUCCGACUCUUCUCUUUUUAAUUGUUCUUGGCUCCUCCCUUCCUUGAUAGGCUCACAGGUGGGAGAAGUAAUUAAGGUCGUGGUGUUAGUAAAUGAAACUUGUUCAUUG